Triplophysa rosa is the source of this 1879-nucleotide messenger RNA. RefSeq names its product ATP23 metallopeptidase and ATP synthase assembly factor homolog (gene atp23). Lineage: Eukaryota; Metazoa; Chordata; Actinopteri; Cypriniformes; Nemacheilidae. The transcript is spliced from 6 exons. Gene Ontology annotation, biological process: mitochondrial protein processing; mitochondrial proton-transporting ATP synthase complex assembly. Bases 58 to 828 code for a protein of 256 amino acids. Gene Ontology annotation, molecular function: metalloendopeptidase activity. Gene Ontology annotation, cellular component: extrinsic component of mitochondrial inner membrane. The record is from RefSeq and is a predicted model, not a curated record.
GAAACCAAGCACCGCGCUUGGGUGACCUUUGAGCGAGCGCGCACGGCGUAUAUAGCAAUGGCUGCAAGGGAAGAGAAUAAAGAGAAUUUGUUUACCAACAAACAAGCAUCUGAUGAGAAUAAAGCGGCGGACAGCGAGCGGAAGGUUGAGGAUUACGGGUACGGUUUAUAUCCGGGCAGAGCGCGCAGCAAAUACAAGGAGGGCUCGAUCGGAGAGAGUCUGUUCACCUUUAAACACAAGUGUCACAUCAUGCUGCAGUUCACCCUGGACACUAGUCCAUACGCUAAACUUCUGCUGGGGGCCAUGAGAAACUCCGGCUGUACAGUUUAUAAAGACAGACAUUUCUCCUGUGAGGAUUGUGAUGGGACCGUCAGUGGAGGAUUUGAUGCAGCCACGUCUCAGAUUGUUUUGUGUCAGAAUAACAUUCAUCAGCAGGCUCAUAUGAAUCGAGUGGUCACACAUGAACUCAUUCAUGCUUUCGAUCACUGCAGAGCUCGAGUGGACUGGUUCAGUAACUUCAGACAUUUGGCUUGUUCAGAGAUUCGAGCGGCCAAUCUGAGCGGCGACUGUUCCUUCAUCAAUGAGAUCUCCAGAUUUAACUUUGGCCUCAAGGAACAUCAUCAAGAAUGCGUCCGCAGUCGCGCGCUGCGUUCCAUCCUCGCCGUGAGGAAGGUGAGCAGGGAGGAGGCGGAGCGAGUGGUGGAUGAGGUGUUUGACAGCUGUUUCAAUGACCACGCCCCCUUUGGUCGCAUCCCACACAGCAAGAAGGACGCGAAGUUUGCCCACAGGGAUUUUGAGAACAGAGAUCGAUACCAUGCAAACUUGUAAAUCACACAAAGUGCAGUGUCGCUUUGUGUUUUUAUUCUCACAACGGUGCUUUAAUAUGACCUGAAUUACAAAUAAUCUGCAUUUAUCACAGAUGACCAGAAGAACAUUCACUGUUCAUUCCUCUCUGUGUGUUUUCUGUGUGUCGUUGUCAAGAACACACACUUGCCUUUUUCAUAAUUUGAUUGGCACUAAAGUCUUUUUAAUUGACCACAAAUGAGGAAAAACACACUCGUUAUAGUUUGGAAGGAAUGAAAUAAACCUGUAAUUUAUUAAAGAAUUUGUGUUUGAUGUUAAAUCAAGUCAAGUAUUCAUGUUGGGAUCAGAUGUUUGGACAGAUAAAUGUGGAGUCACUGCUGGAAGUCAUCUGUGAAACAAGUAUAUGAAUUUGAAUGAUUUUGAUAGGGUAGGCUACAACGGGGUAUAAGGCACCUUUUGAUUUUAUUUUCUUGUAAACCACUACAUGGCACAAAAAUUGCUGUAGCACCUUCCAAAACAUGCACUUUUCCCUCUGCAUGUGGAUAUUCAGCUGAUCUUUGACACGAUCACGGGCAACAGUGCAAAAUUGAUUUGGUGCUAAUUUGAUCUAAUAUUUGAUUAUGUUUUUCAAAAUGUUGAAGAUUUAAGCAGAGCAUGAUAAUUGCUAAAAUUAGGGUCUUGUGCAACAAUUUUUCAAUAACAGAAGAAUAUGUAAAAGUAUGAUAUUUGGGGUAAAAAAGCACCCUAAAUUAACAUGAUAACAGCUGGCUGACGUUAUCAUUUGUUGACAUGGUUAGAUUCAGAUGGUAAAUAUCAUACAUUAAAUUGGGUGUCCACCGAAGAGAUAAUCACCAUAUUUAUAAUGAAACCAUUAGGCCUAAACAUUAUAUUAAUCAUAUGAUAUAAAAUAUCAGUUUUGUUACUGCUGUAAAUCUAUAUUAAGUUAUGAGAUGUCCAAUGCUUUCAAAAUCUUUACUAUUUUUAAAUCAUUUUGUUUUUAUAUAUUGUGAUAUUAACAUAUUUUAAUGACAGUAUAUUUAUUGAACAAAAUGAAUUAUGUUAUUUAUAGAAAUAA